AUGGCGACACCGUCAAUGGAAGAAUCAAUUGAUUCUGCUAACAAUAGUAGCUAUAGAUUGUUGGUGGUUAUGGAUGGGGAUGGUGGUGGUGGCAAUGACAUCACCAGUUAUGGUGAUUAUGGUGUAGACGGCUGUGUUGUUGGUGGUGGUGAGAGAGAGAGAGAGAGAGUUGGAUGCUUCAGUUCAAGAGUUAGACAUCUUCUCCAUCUUCAUGUUGCUUCUGGAAUGCAGAGAUAUUUGUUGCGCUUGCGGCAGUGUUUCGCAAACAACCAGCAAGCUAUGGUACAGGAGGGUCAGAUGUUGAUUGAAUAUGUAAUGAUGAAUGCUAUUGCUAUACAAAAAAUUCUUAAGAAAUAUGAUAAAGUCCAUAGCUCUGUCAAUGGGAGGAACUUUAAGUCCAAGAUGCAGGCUGAACACACAGAGAUUCUGCAAUCACCUUGGUUAAUAGAACUAGGAGCUUUCUAUAUGAAUUUCAAUAAAUCAUAUGGUGGAGGGUCUGAUGAAAUUUCCAGUCCAUUCUUUUGUGAUCUGAGCGCCACAGAGCCCGUGUUGACUUUGAGGCUUCCGGAUUCUGUGAAAUUAGAAUAUUAUCUCACUUGUGGUAUUUGCUUGUUGACUGACAUUGACCGUAACAAAGAGAGGUGCGUGUAG
Cornus florida is the source of this 651-nucleotide messenger RNA. Its product is annotated as probable E3 ubiquitin-protein ligase BAH1-like. The transcript has 5 exons. Lineage: Eukaryota; Viridiplantae; Streptophyta; Magnoliopsida; Cornales; Cornaceae. The coding region runs from base 1 to 651 and encodes 216 amino acids. The record is from RefSeq and is a predicted model, not a curated record.